Molecule: messenger RNA, 4047 nt
Organism: Toxotes jaculatrix (banded archerfish)
Lineage: Eukaryota; Metazoa; Chordata; Actinopteri; Toxotidae
Product: target of Nesh-SH3-like
Exons: 24
Coding region: 222-2846 (874 amino acids)
Biological process (GO): positive regulation of cell-substrate adhesion; extracellular matrix organization
Molecular function (GO): protein binding
Source: RefSeq, a predicted model, not a curated record
CAUCCAGGCCCAACCCACCUGCCGAGGCUAUAGAUGCUGGCGUUUUGGUGGUCCACCUCUCCACACCGAGGACGUCUGACUGCUGAACAAGUCCUAAGACUGACCGCCUGCAGGGAGAGACGCUUAGUGAAGUUGUCCAGCUCCUGGUCGCUCCUCGUCCUUUAAACGUUGCCUUCAUUGUCCUCAUCCUCGUCUCCUGGAAGCUGAAGUCCUGAGAGGUCAUGGCGAGCAUCGCUCUUCUCCUGCGAGUCCUCCUCCUGCUGCUCGGAGCGUCGGUUCUCUUCAGCGGCGUCCCUGCACAGAGGAUCAGAGUUCGGCGUCAGAACAUGAAGGUUCGGAUCAACGCCACCGGCGACACCAUCGUGAUGAAGUUUGUGCGUCCGAGUCCUGACGUGAAGCUGGAGGGUUAUAUUCUGGGAUACGGCAGCAGCAUGUUCUCCAAACAGUUCAUCCAGCUGCCAGAGAAUGGACAGCCCUACGAGACGGAGAUGGACGCAGAGCCCAAGUACCUGGUGGCUGUGCAGCCAAUCCCUGUCAACGAUGUGAAGAAACACUGCACAGGUAAGGUGAACCUGGAGAGGCCGCUCCACCUGGUAAUUGGCUCCAUCAGCCCGACGGCAGUGCUGCUGUCCUGGGGAAACUACCUGAAAACGCCCUACGAAGGGAACAUCAUGAACGAGUGUCUGGAGGACGGGUUUUACACCAUCCGCUACAGGGAGAGAAACAGGAAGUGGAUUUACCAGACCUGCCCGACCAGCGACACGGUCAUCGACAACCUGAAACCCAAUACGCCGUACGAGUUCGGUGUGCGAUCGAACAAGGACGACCGCAGUGGCACGUGGAGCAAACCGGUCAUCCACAACACCAACAUGGGCAAUAAAAAUGCACAGAAGUACAAGCUGAGAAACUCUCUCAUCAAGCCGAUGAAACCUCAUGGACCUCACACUCUGGGUCCUGUUCAUCCAGCUCUGCACAACCGGACACAUCCUGAAUUUCCUUCACUCAAAAGCCCAGGUUUCCCCGGAGCUCCACGCACUUCCUUUGCGCCACCUGAGAGCCAGAAGGAAACUUUACCUCUUCCCGGCUCUGCUGAGCCUAAAUGGCCUCAUGUGUCACUCGACAAAGGAAACUCUGUUAAAAACGACACCAACCGUCCGGUGGAUCCUCCUCCUUCUGCCCUCCCCCGACUCCUGCCCACCAAAGCCCCUUCCGCCAACACCACAGCCUCCCCUGUUACUAAAUUACCCUCACAUGGUGACUCGCUUCAGGGGCAGACUGCUAAGGCACCCUCUAAUGCACCUGAGAAGCCUCAUAACCCUGCUGCUUUUGGCAAAUCACAGGAUGGAUCAUCGCUGCUGAGAACAGCUCUGGCCAAUGAGAGGGCUAAAACUAACAGCUGGGGUCAAGGGAGCAAAAGAAAUCCCAGCCCGUCGCUGCCUUUGCAGCCCUACAACCCGGCAGCUACCACGGUUAUCAGAUCCAUGAGGCCUGCAUCAAGAAUCCCCCCCUUUCCCUUCUCUAACGGCUUCAGACAGCCCCACUCUUCCUCUAGACCCAGUAACUCAUCCCCGACCUCCGGGAUACUCGGGGUAAAUGGACAGCCACGCCGGGGCAUGUCCCCGCCUAAACCAGCCUUAUGGUCCAGACCUCGACUGGUCAACAACUCACUGCUGGAGGACAAGAAGUCUGAGUUCCCCGAUGUGUUUGGUCGUGCGGGUCCCACCGUGGAAGAGCGGUUCUAUGGAUCCCCGGCUCACCCAACGAUCAACAAGAGGCCCAACAUGGUGGGAAAACCCGGAGAAACAGUGAAGGUGAGCAGCUUUAAGCAGACAGACAAGCUGCCAGUCCACAAACACAAUGUCCCACCAGCAACCGCCAAGCCAACCAAACAGGAGCGGAGACAGACCACAACUGUUCCACCCACAACAGCUGCGACCCGACAGGAAACCUGGGAGGACUCAGACCUGUUCAAAUCACAGCCAACCUCUGAUGUCGACGCCAUGGGCAAGAAACGCUACGUGGCGCCUCACGUCAUCUACCAAACAGGAAAGAAACCGGACGAGCCUUGCUCCAUCACCUCCUCCCUCAACUACUUUCCUGAAGACGAACCAGGCGAAACAAACGUGACAGCUCCACCCAAGAGCCCGCCCUCCAACCUCACUGUAGUAACGGUGGAGGGAUGCCCGUCCUUCAUCAUCCUGGACUGGGAGAAAACUGACAAUGUCACCACAGAGUAUGAAGUCAUCUCCACCGCUAAAGGACCUGAUGGCGAGCAGGUGUCCAUCCUGACCACCAACCAGACUCACACUACCGUGGAGAACCUCAAACCUGAGAGCAGUUACGAGUUCAAGGUGAAGCCAAAGAACGAGCUGGGUGCAGGUCCUCCCAGUGAACCGGUGUCCUUCAACACAGAGUCCGCGGAUCCUCGGGUCAGCGAGAACGUUUCAGGUAAAGACGCCAUCUGGACUCAGUUCCCCUUUAAGACGGACUCGUACUCUGACUGCCACGGUAAACAGUACGUGAAGAGGACCUGGUACCGCAAGUUUGUGGGCGUCCAGCUGUGUAACUCACUCAGGUACAAGAUCUACCUGAGCGACUCGCUCAACGGUAAAUUCUACAACAUCGGAGAUCAGACCGGCUUCGGCGAGGAUCACUGUCAGUUCGUCGAUUCCUUCCUGGAUGGAAGGACAGGCCGGCAGCUGAGAGCCGACCAGCUACUGUCCAGACCCGGUUUCUACAGAGCCGUGCGUCAGGAGCCCGUCCACUUUGGCCAGAUUGGAGGACACUCCCACGUCAACUACGUCUCAUGGUACGAGUGUGGAACGCCCAUCCCUGGCAAAUGGUAGAUGGACUCAACCCCUGAGUCGUCCUCAGAGAAGCCUGAAAGAGGAGUCGUCGCUGAGGCUGGGAUGGCGGCAACAAGAGGGGUCCUUAAAAUCUGCCGGACCUCCAGACUCCCUCAACUUACCCAGAGCUGUAAAAACAUGUACAGGACAUACUCGUCAGGGAAUUUGUAACGAGAGAGCAUUUUUAAAAAAUAUGUAACAGCAAACAGGCCUCGUGUUUACUAUUUAUCAAGCAACCAGGCUAAAGUGACACAGUGCAGGAAGAUACGUGGAGCUUCUCUCUGCAGUGUUGGGGGGUCGCAGACUCACGCUAGAUAUAUUUUAUUUUGUGUUAAAAUAGUGGGAAGCUGGCUCCCUGAAUAUUAUUUUCAUAACUUGUGAGAUGUUAUUUAUCAAAAGGUCUUUGGUUACAUUUCUUGAGGAGGGCCACGGGCAAGAGGUCGCAGGGUUCUUUGGUGUGCGAUGCUUCUGCUGUUCCUCUGGUGUCGACUUUUCACUUCAGCUUUUUCCUGAUGAUGUGCAUUAAAAUGCAGAAGGUUUGAAAAGACGUGGGAACAGAGGCCGUCCUCCUUCACACUCGCCUGUAACCGUCUUUAACUGGUGGCUCAGAACAGCCUGAAACAACCACAGCUGGAGCAACGGCUCAGGGUAGACAGCAGAAUGAGUGAGGAAGUUGCUGGAUUUGUUUUCUGCCUCAUGAACCUGCUCCAGCUACGUUACAGUUAAACCAAUCCAAAAUGGAUUUACCAGUCAGAGGGCCAGAAAUGUACAAUGAUGUGGAUGAAUCUCUGCUGUGUCUUUCAUUAUUGAUUCAUCUGCUGAAUAUUUAGUUGAUUAAUCAUCAAUCAAACAUCAGAAAAUAGUGAAAAAUGUCCCAGAGCCCAACACGUUGUCCUCUGUCUCUUUUUGUCCAGUACCAGAAAGAUCCAGUUUACUAUCAAGUAAAUCUCCUUAUCUCAUUUUAAACUGAUGGUCUGAUCGAUACCAGCUGAGCUCAGACACGUUGCCUCCGCUGCCUUCAGGCCCACACGGGAAACUAGCUGAAGCUUCUCCACUUGCACUUGGCACAAUAGAAAUGUAUUUCUAUGUAUAUGGAGAGAAUGUAUUUUACAGAUGCAUUUCCCUCACCACGGCCUUUCUUACUGUACUAUAAUGUGCUCUUCUUCUUCUUCUCGUCUGAAACAGGGCGGGAAAUAAACUC